Molecule: messenger RNA, 1697 nt
Organism: Eruca vesicaria subsp. sativa (arugula)
Lineage: Eukaryota; Viridiplantae; Streptophyta; Magnoliopsida; Brassicales; Brassicaceae
Source: the annotation of a GenBank genome assembly
CUGUUCUGUCUCAGAAUCAAAAAACACUGAAGAAGAGAUAGAAAAAAUGGAAUCUUUAGAAUCGACUCGCUUCUGCUCUAAAACUCUUCUUCUCCUUCUCAUUUCCCUUAUCUGUUCCCCACUCCCUUCAAGCUUAGCUCAACAACAACAACAUGAAUCAAACCCAACGAUUAGAACAAUGGAGGAUUUCUCCGGAUACCCAAUUCACGAACCGGGUCAAUUCGGCUCCAUCAUCAACCUCGCUUCUUCACUCUCCGUUGAUGCUCCAGGACUUCAAAAACAGAUAGAUGAACUGUCUAGUUUCUCUGAUGCUCCUUCUCCAUCAGUCACAAGAGUUCUCUACACUGACAAAGAUGUCUUGGCACGAAGGUAUGUGAAGAAUCUGAUGACACUUGCUGGACUCUCUGUAAGAGAGGAUGCUGUUGGUAACAUAUUUGGCAAAUGGGAUGGUUCAGAGCCAAAUCUUCCUGCUGUAGCCACUGGUUCUCACAUCGAUGCUAUUCCAUAUUCCGGGAAGUAUGAUGGUGUUGUUGGUGUUUUGGGUGCCAUUGAAGCUAUCAAUGUGUUGAAAAGGUCUGGUUUUAAACCAAAGAGGUCUUUGGAGAUAAUCUUGUUCACAUCUGAAGAACCUACCCGGUUUGGGAUCAGCUGUUUAGGAAGUCGAUUACUUGCUGGAAGCAAAGAACUUGCAGAAGCAUUAAAGACAACAGUUGUUGAUGGACAGAAUGUGUCCUUUAUAGAAGCAGCUAAAUCAGCUGGGUACGCAGAAGAUGAAGACUUGUCGAGUGUGUUCUUGAAGAAUGGAAGCUACUUUGCUUUUAUAGAGUUGCAUAUCGAACAAGGACCUAUACUCGAAGAUGAAGGUUUAGAUAUUGGUGUAGUAACCGCCAUUGCUGCUCCAGCAAGUCUAAAGGUGGAAUUUGAAGGCAAUGGAGGUCAUGCUGGUGCUGUGCUUAUGCCUUAUAGGAAUGAUGCUGGGCUUGCAGCUGCAGAGUUGGCUCUAGCCGUGGAGAAACAUGUGUUAGAAUCAGAAUCAAUAGAUACUGUAGGAACUGUUGGUAUUCUGGAGUUGCAUCCUGGAGCAAUCAACAGCAUUCCAAGCAAAUCUCAUCUUGAAAUCGAUACAAGGGAUAUUGAUGAAGCGAGGAGAAACACCGUGAUCAAGAAGAUUCAGGAAUCAGCUAACGCGAUAGCUCGAAAACGAAAAGUGAAGCUAACAGAAUUCAAGAUUGUAAAUCAAGAUCCACCGGCACUCUCAGACGAACUAGUAAUCAAGAAAAUGGCAGAAGCAAGCACAGAGCUGAACUUAUCACACAAGAUGAUGAUAAGCAGAGCGUAUCAUGAUUCUCUCUUCAUGGCAAGGAUAUCUCCAAUGGGUAUGAUAUUCAUCCCGUGCUACAAAGGAUAUAGCCAUAAACCUGAAGAAUAUUCAUCUCCUGAAGACAUGGCUAAUGGAGUAAAGGUACUUUCCCUCACACUGGCCAAGCUUUCUCUAGACUGAUGCAAACCCUCGUUCCCAUCCAGAAGCUUUGCACAUUCUGUACCUGUUCUUCUCUCUUUGUUCUCAAAUGUAUCCGUGACAAUGUAAAGAAAAUUCAAUAAAUGUUGUGGCUAUAUGUCACUGUUGUUAUACAUCUUAUAUAUUAAAACAGAAGUCAUGACUUGAUAUCAUGUGUGAUUUUUAAAAAAAUGGACUG